GCGCUUUUUUAAUGUUGCUCACAAGACGCUGAUUUACAUUUGUUUAUUCUCCGAUAUCUGGAGAUUUAAUACCGCUAAGUACAACAAUUUGAACGUUUUCCUGUCUUGCCAUAUAUCAUGUCAUGAAUCUGUGCCGAAAUGGAUGGUACGCCGUGUGUACGGGUGCUUCAACGUCAUGCACAACAGUGCAGGAAAUAUUUACAGGCACAAGGUUUUCUGGACCUUAGGUUCUGCAUGCAAAAACACUCAAAUGGGACAGUGAGUCUGCCAAUCAUACCAUCCUGCCUACCCCGGCUUGAUCUCGAAAGUCUCCAAAACAAAGUUGCCUGUGGCGGCAGAUGUGAAGUCGUGAGAAUCAAGGCUCCUCAGUUGUCAAAGAGAGAGAGAAGGAUCUCAAGCAGUGACAAGCUAGUGAUAGUCUUACAGGACCUACUAGAGUCACAUGGGGAGAGAUGGACUGAGGAUCUGAGAGAGGAUAUUCAUCACAGUUACCAGCGCCAUGGAGACUUGGUGCUUUUAGGGGAAAACAUGUUUUCUCUACCUGUAUGGAUCAAAAUAGGUCCAGAUUUGUGGCCAACAGUGGCCCAAGCAUUGGGUGCUGAACGUUUGGCAAAGAUAGGAAGAAUCUACAAGGAUGGAUUCAGAACUCCUGUGGUGACUAUGCUAGUUGGAAACGACAGCUGGGUGUCACAUGUAGACAACAAGAUCAGGUAUGAGUUUGAUGUGAUCAGAUGCAUGUUCUCUGCUGGCAACAUCACAGAGAAGCUAAGGGUCGCCUCAUUCAACUGCGCUACGGAAACUGUGGUGGAUUUAUAUGCAGGUAUUGGCUACUUCACUCUCCCAUACUUGGUGCAUGCAAGGGCCAGCCACGUUCACGCCUGUGAGUGGAACCCUGAUGCAGUGAAAGCCUUGCAGAGAAACCUGGACAUUAAUGGAGUGUCACAUCGCUGUACCGUCCACUACGGAGACAAUCGGCAACUCCCCUUGUGUGACCUGGCGGAUCGGGUGAAUUUGGGCCUCAUACCCAGUUCUGAGGAUGGCUGGCCGGUUGCCUGUCGCCUGCUGAGGAAAACAACCGGUGGCGUGUUGCACGUUCACCAGAACGUCACCUUACCACCACUCCACCCUGUCGGGGAGAAAGUCGAGGUUAACGGCGGAGGCCCUGACCAAGUGUCUCCUAAGAGGAGUGACCGGGAGGCCUGGAGUGUCUGGGCACAAGGCACAGCCGUCCGCAUUGCCUCUCUGCUGCAGGACAUCAACGGCGGACCGUGGACCACUGACAUCAAGCACAUUGAGCAUGUCAAGUCUUAUGCGCCUCACAUCCACCAUGUAGUGCUGGACUUAGAGUGCAGGCCGCUCUGAGGAGCCCGUAGGCAGGAAGGGCGUGGUCAUUGGGGUGUUUGGUACAGUUGCACUGGGGUGAACUGGUAGCAAAAACUGACGCUUGCAUUUCUUAUUCCUUGUUACGACCCCCCGCCUUCUUUUGAUCCUCUGCCCUCCGCAGAUUUUGAUGUCCAAUGGUAUCCGUGACCCUGUGUCAUGGCAGUAGCUCCAAGCAGAUUACUUUCUCCUUGGCUAUUUUUUUACACUAAUAAAGAGUAAAGGCCCACUUGGUUAGAGGUGGCGCUGCUAAUCUGCCGUUUGGCCUGGAGGGGAACCAAACUACUGUUGCCUUUUAAUAUGCUGUUCCACGCUGAUGUAGAUUAAUCCUAAUCCGGUUAAUGGGUUUAUUCCGUGUAUUUUGUACUACGUGCAGUGACUGAUUUGUCACUUGGGGAACGCAUCGAUAGAAUUGUGGAUCCUUGAUUCCUAGAUAUGUUUUUGGAUUUGUAAAAUCUCAGAUAUGCAAACAGAUAAACUUUGACAUGCGAAAACACUGUCAUUGCAGGACAUGGGGUGGCACUUUUGUUUUGAGUCAACUUUGCCUGUUGGAGACGUCUGGAUCUGAUAUGAAUAGAAUUACCUUUUAUCCAGGUCAAACAUGGUACAACAGGUGCUUGGACCAGGUGAAGCCCCUUGUUGAGCGAGUGCGGAUGUAUAUAUUCAUUCCCCUGAAAUAAACAUCUUACUUUCUUACAAAAAAAAAUAACGAGGAAGGGCUGAUAAUUAAUUUGAAGUAUUCUACUACUGCACAUUAAUAUUUGUUCGAUCCACCAUUCUCUGAAUGAAUUGCUGUAAGUCUCUUGUUUACAGCUUUGCACAGUAUCGGAGGGAUUUUGGUCCAUUGUUCUUGACAGAUUGUUCAGGUUUGUUGGACAGUGCUUGUGGACUGCAAUUUUCAAAUAGUGCCACAGAUUCUGAAUGGGAUGAUUUCACUGUGCUACUCUGGGUUUUGUUAUUGUGUCACUCCAUUGUUGUUUUUGGUAUUGUGCUUAAGAUCAUUGUCCUGCUGAAAGGUACAUUUCCUCCCAAAUUUUUUAGCAGACUGAACCAGGUUCUCUUUCAAUAUUUCUCUGUGUUGUGCUCCAUCCGUUCUUUCUUCAAUUUCAACAAGAAGUCUCUGCUGAUGAGAUGCAUCCCCAUAACAUGAUGCUGCCACCACCAUACUUCACUGUAGGGAUGGUUGUUUGUUGAAGCAUAGUGCCAUACCACAAAUAGUGCUUUGAGUUUUGACCAUUAAGCUGGUCUCAUUUAACCAGAAAACCUUUUCCCACAUUGCAGCUUUGUCGCUCAUGCUUUCAGAUGGUACCUUUUGAUUGUUAGGGCAAUUUCUUUAAUCUGUGGAAACUGCAAGCUUCCACACUACAUCAAUACUUAUGCAAGCAACAUAUAAAAAAUGUUUGUUGUACAUAUAUCUUCCAACAUAAAACCAAUGUCAACUUUAAAUAACCCAUUUUGAGUAUCAUUGUUUUAAAAUAAAAUAUCAAAAAGAAUGAACUGUAAUUCAGAUUUUUUCUUUAAUUGGUCAGGGGUUUGAAUUCUUUAGCAAAUCAUGAAAUCCAUAGAUUUGGGCCAAAUACCUUUAUUUCAAUUGUCUGGUUUCAGUAUAUGAACUGUAACUCUGUAAAAUUAUUAGAAAGGGUUGUAUUUAUGUUUUUGUCCAGGACUAGUUGUUUGCCACAGUACAACAAUGCCAUCUUUUGGACUGAUGGACUCACUGUUGCUAAGCCAGAUGUUGACUCUCAAAGCAACAAAUGUGUUGCACCAUCACAUACUGUUAACCAAAGCUUCAUGUUUGUUUGUGGUAGUUUGUCUGACGUCUCUGAAUCUGAAUCUGCCUAUAUAGACAUUCAUGAAUUGCACUGGUCCACACCAGAGCUGCACGUGCAGUUUUGUCUUCUGAAAGUCUUCUGAAAGGUUGGAGCUACAAACACACAUGCUGGUUAUGGCCCACCAGACGGACAGCUGGGCUUAUGUCAACGGGCAGGGGGGCUCCCAUUCCCUCGCUUCUGAUUCAGUCCCUGCAUGAGAUUUAUUACAACCUGAAUGUGGCUCCACUCUCCAGGGCAGGGCCCUGCUCUUAAAGGGGGAGGUUUCACCUGUUUGUUGUCUCUCGGAUUAGGGAGCGGAUUGACAGGGCCGACAUUAAUCUUUAAGUAUUACCAGAAACCACCCAUGGUUUUCUGUCCUUCUGGACGGGUCCCCAGAGCACUCAAUCUGGCACAGAGGUACUCAUGAAUCAGUGACUACUGACCCACUAAGACAUAUUUCCCCCCAUGCUGGACUGGGUGAGUGUACAGGUUCUACAUCUGAUUAGUAAGACCCCCCCUGCUCCCCUCCAUUGGCCCCAGACUCUGGUUCCCUGUAUGUUUUGCAUACAUACAUGAACCGGACCCAAAGGUUCCGGGCCUUGCAGCCAGUUCUUUGUUCUGCCAAACCAGUUUGGGGUAGGGCAUUGUUUGAGUAGCAACUCCCUCACCAGGUUACAGAGGAUCUUCAUGGCAUAUGACAACAAAGAGCCAGAGUUGCCAAUUAGGGUGUGAUUAGGUUUGAUGUGCGCUCACGUUGCUAGGCUUCUCGGUCACUAGUGAAUGGGUUGACUGUUACCGAUAUCUCUGCAGCACAGAGCUGGGCAUCAUGUUUUUUGCCCCGAUAUCAGUUCCCAGGACAGCGCAUAGUGUACUGUUGUCUUGGACACGAGUGUAUGACUAAGUGGCCUGUGAGUUCCUUGUUGCUCUAGGACAGUGGUUUUCAAACCUCUCCUCUGGGUGCCCAAGUCGCUACACAUCUCGGCUGUAGCCCUGAUCUAGCACAGCAGAUUCAAUAACCAACAG
Messenger RNA from Esox lucius (northern pike), 4214 nucleotides. It is a transcript of the gene tyw2, whose product is annotated as tRNA methyltransferase 12 homolog. NCBI's taxonomy places the organism in Eukaryota, Metazoa, Chordata, Actinopteri, Esociformes, Esocidae. The transcript is spliced from 7 exons. Gene Ontology annotation, biological process: tRNA methylation. The record is from RefSeq and is a predicted model, not a curated record. Gene Ontology annotation, molecular function: tRNA methyltransferase activity. Bases 139 to 1362 code for a protein of 407 amino acids. Gene Ontology annotation, cellular component: cytoplasm.